AAUUCAUGAUUUUUGGGGAAACUUUGAAUGGUUUUGCUUCUAGGAUGCAUUGUCUUUGACGGAAUUUGAGCUGAUGGAGUUGAUGGAUGUGGGGGUUGGCAGGAGUGAGAUCUGCAUUAGCACACAUCAGUGAGAAAGUCUAUCCACCUUAUCAAACUGCAUUAUCACUGAUGGAGCAAAGGGUUCAAAAUGAGAUAUUUUCACGCCAUCUUCCAAUGGGGCUGAAAGGAUUAGAUCAGCCUUAUGUGGUGGUGAUUGAUAGCAUGGCUGCUCUAGUUUCAGAGAAAGACGAGAAGGGAACUUCUAGAAAACAACCAUUAAGUAGGCAAAUUUCCUUCAUUAAGUCACUUGCUGAAUUUUCACGAAUUCCUAUUGUAGUGACAAACCAAGUGAGAUCUCAAGGCCACAAUAAGGCCUGCCAGUAUUCCUUUCAAAUGCAUAACGAGAGGGAGAAUUUAGAGACUCCUGCAUUGUAUGAUAUGUAUCCUGUUGCUGCUCUGGGUAUUAAUUGGGCUCAUGCUGUAACCAUUUGUCUUGUGCUGGAAUCUAAAUCAGGUCAGAGGUUUGUUAAGUUGGCAAAAUCUCCAUUAUCUCCACCUCUUGCUUUUCCUUUCCACAUAACUUCAUCAGGCAUUUCCUUGCUAAAUCAUGAUGGAAUAGAACUUACGGGACCAGAGAUAAAACUCAAUUCACUAUCAAGGUUAGCAAAACUGUUCUAUGCAUUUGUGAGUUUCUGCAGUUAACCAAAGAACACUCUAAUCUGAAUUUGUGAGCUUCUCGGAUGUGGAGCUCUGUUUCAUUUUAGAUUGAUUAAUCUGCAUACAAAUGAGUUCCUGAAUAUAUGCAACUUACAUAUAACUGUUUCUGCAUAAAAGAUAAAAAUAACU
Rubroshorea leprosula is the source of this 887-nucleotide messenger RNA. The record is from the annotation of a GenBank genome assembly. Lineage: Eukaryota; Viridiplantae; Streptophyta; Magnoliopsida; Malvales; Dipterocarpaceae.